AUGUCUAUGUACUCGGAGUGAGUUUGGGGAUUUUUGCAGAUCAGUUUUUGGCCUAGAAAAGCUUUGAUUUUCAGUGUUUUUUUUUCAGAAGCUUUUUUUCAGAUUUUCAGCUUUUUUUUCAGAAUUUUUUUUUCAGAACAUUUUCGAGUACAAGUUAUGAGAAGCCGGAGAGAAUGGUGCCGUCUUUUAUACCUUGCGAUGAGUUGUUGGGCUGGAAUUUGAGUGUCGUUUCGAAUCCCGUCACCAAGAAGUACGGUAGAAUCACAGCGUUCAAUCGCACUCAAAUUAUUUUGUUCCAGAGAUGAAUACACUUACACGGUAUGCUGCCGCGCUUCCGGUCGUCAUCAAGUUCCAGAAGCUCCCAUUCUAAAAGAGACGACUCCACCACCGGUUUUGGCGCGAUGCGAUGGUCCCUGCAUGGCCGAAUUCCCGUCAAAUCAACUGAUGAUCGUCGGAAAAUGCGAACAUCUUCUGUGCAAAGCCUGCUACGGAAUCGUCAAAAACGACGACGGCUCCUACGGUUGCAGCAACUUUUAUUGUUGGGUCGAACCCAGGGAGACGUUCCAGAAGGCCAAGCAGAAUUAUCGAAAGAUCAUACAGAAGCAGAACUCGAGAGCGCACAAAUUCAAGAAGGAUGGAGAGGAUUUGAGAAGCUCGAGUGAGGCUUGUUUGCCGCAGACGCCUAUUGAAUAUGACAAGUGA
Caenorhabditis angaria is the source of this 702-nucleotide messenger RNA. NCBI's taxonomy places the organism in Eukaryota, Metazoa, Nematoda, Chromadorea, Rhabditida, Rhabditidae. The record is from the annotation of a GenBank genome assembly.